UCUAUGAGGCAGAAAUGUUCCUGGUGAUGUGAAAGCUGCACAUCACCCUCUCUGCUGACCUCUACCGACCCCCCACACCUUUCCGCACCGUCUGCGUGGGGGCAGCGCUUCAAAAAACCUGAGGCCCAGGUGAGCUGAGCACACAUGAAGGAUGGACUCGCUGAGCCUGCCACAGGAAAUGGACCCUCAAAGCAAAAGCAGGGAGGACCAAGAUGAAAAACAUGGAAAUAAAAGCAAAGUCAAAGCCAGUCCUGCACAUUCCACUAUGGCUUUGAUUGAAGACGAGCCGGAGGACAUGGACCCAUGGGACAUGCCAGAACUGAAGGACACUGGGGUCCCGUGGUCAGCUCUGGAUACCAAAGGGAAAGUGCUGCGAGUGUUUGUGUCGGUGGGGAAGAUUGUUCUGCUGCUGGGUUUCCUUUACAUGUUCAUCUGUUCUCUUGACAUCCUCAGCUCAGCUUUCCAGCUUGUUGGAGGAAAAACAGCAGGCGACAUCUUUCAGGACAACAGUGUUCUGUCUAACCCUCUGGCUGGUCUGGUCAUUGGUGUUCUGGUCACUCUGUUGGUCCAGAGCUCCUCCACGUCCUCCUCAAUAGUUGUCAGCAUGGUUUCCUCUGGAUUGCUGACGGUCCAGGUGGCUGUUCCCAUCAUCAUGGGCACCAACAUCGGCACCUCUGUCACCAACACAUUAGUUGCUACGACGCAGGCUGGCGACCGCAGCACCUUUCGCAGGGCUUUUGCAGGGGCCACAGUGCACGAUUUCUUUAACUGGCUCUCUGUGCUGGUGCUGCUGCCCCUGGAGGUCGCCACCGGUUAUCUGUACGAGGUCACCAAGCUCAUCAUCGACUCCUUCAAAAUCGAGAGCGGAGAGGCCCCAGCCCUGUUAAACGUCAUCACUGACCCCCUCACUGAAUCCAUCAUACAGCUGGAUCAGUCUGUCAUUAGUGGGAUUGCCACAGGAGACCCAGAAGCCAGAAAUAAGAGUCUCAUCCUGAAAUGGUGCCAAACCUUCACCAACACAACCUUAAUGAACGUCACGGUUCCUGGCCCAGAGAACUGCACUUCUCCGACUCUUUGCUGGGUUGAUGGCAACUACACCUUUACACUAAAGAACAUUUCUGAGACGUACAAUGUGCAGAAAUGCACCCACCUCUUUGUGAAUGUGAAUCUGCCCGACCUGGCGGUGGGUCUGAUCUUGCUGACUCUGUCUCUGCUGGUGCUCUGCUCCUGCCUGGUCCUCAUUGUCAAGCUGCUCAACUCCAUGCUGAAGGGACAGGUGGCUGCAGUCAUCAAGAAGAUCCUUAACACCGAUUUCCCGUUUCCAUUCGGCUGGGUCACAGGUUACAUUGCCAUUUUAGUCGGAGCUGCAAUGACCUUCAUCGUGCAGAGCAGUUCGGUGUUCACUUCUGCAAUUACUCCACUUGUUGGUAUCGGUGUCAUCAGCAUAGAGAGAGCAUACCCGUUGUCUCUUGGUUCCAAUAUCGGCACCACGACCACAGCCAUUCUGGCAGCCAUGGCUAGUCCUGGAGACACACUGGCAAACGCUUUACAGAUUGCCCUUGUGCACUUCUUGUUCAACAUCACCGGCAUCGUUCUCUGGUAUCCAAUCCCCUUCACUCGCAUCCCCAUCCGGCUGGCUAAAGGUCUGGGCAGCAUCACCGCUAAAUACCGCUGGUUUGCUGCUGUCUACAUCAUCUGCUGCUUCUUCGUUAUACCUCUCUUCGUAUUCAGCCUGUCGCUGGCUGGAUGGCAGGUACUGGUGGGCGUCGGUGUACCUAUACUCGUUCUGCUGAUCAUCAUCCUGAUCAUCAACAUGCUGCAGAAACGGAAACCUAGUUGCCUGCCUGCAGCACUGAGAUCCUGGGACUUCCUCCCCCUGUGGGCCCGCUCCCUGGCUCCCUGGGACAAAGUGGUUGGUGUGAUUACUGCCAAAUGCUGCUGCUGCUGCAAAUGCUGCCAAGCUGCGUCCGACGACCAAGAACAUGGAGUACAAGAAUCUGCAGAAAAGAACAAGAAAGCACACACAGCGGUGUAUGAUAACCCAGCGAUGAGUGCAGAUAAAGAAGUGGAAGAUGAGAUAAAGAUAGAGCUGAAGAUUCUGAAAAUGACCAGGCUUUAGGUUUUAUAGUUAUUGUACUUGUGUGAUGUUGUAUGGAUGAUGCAAAGAAACGUAUUGGUCAUGGUACGAGAACCAGAUACAUUCAGACAACUUCCAGCUCCAAAUUAUUUAUACUUUUACUGGUAAUAGAUUUUUAAAGUGUAACAUGAGAUAUGACUGUAUCGAGAUUUCUGUGAGACAGAGACAAUGACAAAUGCAUGAAAUACAAGUGAAGUGGGUUUUAAGGGAUUACAAUGGUAAUUUAUAGGUUUAUUGUGUACAAAUCCCAUGAAAAGACAAACCAACAGCAUAGUAAUCUGUCUUCAGUACUUUCUGAUUUACCCUGUUUGGUGCUGUCAGCUUUAGGUCUGUUUGACAGAACUCUGUAACAAUAUGGCAGUCGUCUGACACGUAUCCCGCCCCUCUCCUCACAAAGCCAAUCAUCUGCCUUAUAAUGGUCAAACCUGAAACAUUCAGCCAAUCACGUUUCUGAACUGUAAGAAUGUGUUGUGCACAUGUAGUAGAAGUAUUACUGGAAAAGAAACGUUUUUUAAAAACCUGAUGUUGAUGCAAAGUCACCAAAAUCUGACCUAUAAUUCUAUGCAUGUAGCUUAUUUGUCAUGGUGGCCACUGAAAUUACAGUUAGGGCUCUCUCUCCAUUCAUUUAGAUUGGAUUGUAGUCUUGUUAACCUAAAAUAAUUGCCUGAAGGCAUUACCAAGAAGGUUGCUGAGUGGCAAGAUUUGCUCCAGAGGGACUUUGAGAUGAAAAAGCAGUAAAAUACUUACUUUAAUUUUUAUUCUAAUUUUUUUUUAAAGCUGGGCACCGUAGUUUUUCAUUAUCAUUCCUCAAAUUAAAGAAGAGAGAACAUUUAUUCAGUCAGAAUCAAAAUCAGAGUCAGAAGGUUUUGUUGUCUAGUAGGUUUUCACAAACAAGAAAUUUGACUUGGUAUUUUCAUUCAGUGAAACAGUAUAGAUUAAAAUUGUUGCCAAUCAUAGCAGUAAACAGUUAAUAAGCAUAACUGCUUCAUCUUAACUACUGGUAAUUAUUUUCAUCUGAUUUGAUGUUCUAAUGAGUUGCUUAUUUUCAGCAACAGAACAGCGUGUUUGUGUUCAGUACUAAUAAAGAAACUGAGAUUAAGAUUUAUGCUAAAAGUAACUGUCAGUUUGCCAUCAUGGUGAAGAGCAUAACAUUAUUAUAACUGCAUAACAAAAGCUUGUAAACACCGUCUUUGUGAGCUUAAUAGUGGGUUGACAUGAGUAUCAUUUGAGUCACAGCACCAUGUGCUGAUAACAUACAAUCUCACAGCUACCAUGGCUGUAAACUCUUAGUCUACCUGGAUAACAAUGGGGCUUUAUGACACGGAGGAAUAAUCAAGGCUUGGCUACACUGAUAACGCAUGUUAGUAGAAUCAGACAAUAUUGGAUUUGGUCUUUUAAUGGUAUUUGUGGACAGUUUGAAAAACAAAAAAUAUUACCAGACCUAUCCUUCUAUAUUUGAAUUUAAUGAACAAAUUCCCCUUUAAACAACCUAAACAACAGAACACCAUUUAAAAUAAUCAAACACAGUUAUUGGGUUUUAUCUACAAAUACAAUAUAUAAUACCAAUAAAAUGUAUGGUACAUGUAAAGUUAGAACACAACAAAAGUAACAUCUGGGAUUUGUAAUAAUCGAUGUAAAGCUCUGUGUCUGUAUUUGGCCAGCACACUCUGUUAGCUUGUUUUAUUAUCUAUAGGUUAACUUGUAACAACUACUACAGCUGCCAUGGCCUUUAUUCUAGAUCCUAACAGGCAGAUAGCAGGUUUGAUUAAGCAGACAGAGAAUUGCCACAUUUUGACAUUUCUAUCAGGUUUCUCUUUUGCAUUUAUACAAAGAAAAAUGUUUUUUACUGUGUGAGACACAUUGAGAUCCUUUACGCAUCGUUUUAAGGUGUAAAAUUCUUUUGUAAUUGAACAGAUAAUUGUAUUCAAGGAAUAUGUGGUCUGAAAUUAGAUGAAUGAGCAUCUGACUGUAUGUUUUUGACAUUUUGUCUAAAAUUUUGAGUUGUAUAUUGUGUCUUGAAAAUACUCUGUGAAAAUGAAAAAAUAAAAAAUUAACAUUA
Molecule: messenger RNA, 4196 nt
Organism: Amphiprion ocellaris (clown anemonefish)
Lineage: Eukaryota; Metazoa; Chordata; Actinopteri; Pomacentridae
Gene: slc34a2a
Product: solute carrier family 34 member 2a
Exons: 13
Coding region: 152-2119 (655 amino acids)
Biological process (GO): intracellular phosphate ion homeostasis; sodium-dependent phosphate transport
Cellular component (GO): brush border; vesicle; apical plasma membrane
Molecular function (GO): sodium:phosphate symporter activity
Source: RefSeq, a predicted model, not a curated record